This is a messenger RNA of Drosophila ficusphila, 1058 nucleotides long. Its product is annotated as zinc finger protein 236. Gene Ontology annotation, molecular function: zinc ion binding; DNA-binding transcription factor activity, RNA polymerase II-specific; RNA polymerase II cis-regulatory region sequence-specific DNA binding. Gene Ontology annotation, cellular component: nucleus. Bases 24 to 989 code for a protein of 321 amino acids. Lineage: Eukaryota; Metazoa; Arthropoda; Insecta; Diptera; Drosophilidae. Gene Ontology annotation, biological process: epidermal cell differentiation; regulation of transcription by RNA polymerase II. The transcript is spliced from 2 exons. The record is from RefSeq and is a predicted model, not a curated record.
UUUUGGGUUACAAACAGGUUGCAAUGGAUUUACGUAAAUUGUGUCGGAUUUGCUUUGUGGACAGCGCCGCGGUGGACAUCAGAGAGCACCGUAGCAAUGGUAGUUCGGAUCACACGGUUCUCGAGCUGAUUCAAGCCAUGUUCGACGGGAAUAUAUUUCUUAAUCUGACUGAGGAGCUUCCCAUGAUCUGUAAUAACUGCCUGAAGGAGUGCCAGCAACACUAUGCAUUUUUCCGAAAGCUUGAAUUCGCCAACCAACAGCUCCUUCAGUUGUACAAUGAGGCGCAGUUGGAAACAUGUCAACAAGUGGAGAUUUGGGAAGAGGAGCAGCACGAAACGCAAAUAGGAGAGGACCUCGGGAGCUGGGAUGAGAUUCAACCGGAAGAUAUUAUUGUUGUAGAGCCCGAGCCCCCAAAAGAUUCAGAAGAAACGGAAAGAAUCUCUGACACUGUGCCAAAACCCUCACAGAAGUUAGCCAACCAAGAUUCGUUGAUUGUGUCCGAAUUUCUUCCUGCAACCACAGCUCAACCGCGUCUGGAUCUCUCCGAUUCCCGUCUACAGCAGCUUGAGCCGCCCGCAUACGAAAUGCGCACAGUGGACUAUGCAGCUGUUGAACUCAAGCACUACAACCUUGACGAAUACAACGAGACCAAUCUACUGAUGGACGUGGAACCCAGUGGCAGCCAGGCCAUCUACAAGUGCCAGUACUGCCCACUGGCCUACGCUUCACCCCAGUAUUUAAAAACCCAUGUGCGCAACUCCCACGUCUGCAAGUAUUGCACCACGGCUUUUGCCAAGGUGCGCGAUCUCAACGAGCAUAUUCGUCGGAAGCAUUCGCAUCACCAGUGCGUCGUCUGUUCUAACAGCUUUAGCACCAGCAGCAACCUGAGGGCUCAUUUAAAGAAAAUCCACGGAGUGCAGUUACCUGCUCAGGUGGCUCUAUUAGAUUACAGACCAGCCACCGCGGAUAAAGACACUUCCAGCACUUAAUAAAGUAGAUUUAUGGUUUAAUAUUUACACAAGCUCUUGUUUCGUUUACUUUCUACAGAAAAUCAAUAG